Bombina bombina (fire-bellied toad) is the source of this 3586-nucleotide messenger RNA. RefSeq names its product MDM2 proto-oncogene (gene MDM2). The transcript has 11 exons. Bases 266 to 1723 code for a protein of 485 amino acids. Gene Ontology annotation, biological process: regulation of cell cycle; negative regulation of apoptotic process. NCBI's taxonomy places the organism in Eukaryota, Metazoa, Chordata, Amphibia, Anura, Bombinatoridae. The record is from RefSeq and is a predicted model, not a curated record. Gene Ontology annotation, cellular component: nucleus. Gene Ontology annotation, molecular function: ubiquitin protein ligase activity; identical protein binding.
CAUUGCAAAGCUGCCAGUGCCUUGCAGUUCUUGUUUUUUUCCUAUAGAGGGACAGCUUACAUUACGACUAUAUGCUGGUUCGAUUGCGCUGAUCUACUCUAUAAGGAAUAAUUUGACAAAACGUUCAACAUGAAACAGUGAACGCUGCGUAUAUAAAAAAGAGCGGUCGGUUAGGGCUUCGUUAAACGGAGGUGAGAUUUUUUUUAUAUAUACAAGCAAGAAUAUCGUUAUUAUGAGGAAAUCGAAGGCCUAAUGACUUCCCACCAUGCAGAGGUGCAAUAUAAUGUCGUCUACUACAAAUUGUUUAGAAAGUCCUCAAAUGACGAAGUCGGACCAGGAGGCAAUGGUUAGACCAAAGCCAUUGCUGCUGAAAUUGCUAAGGUCUGCAGGUGCACAAAAGGAAACCUUUACAAUGAAAGAGGUUAUUUACCAUCUUGGUCAAUACAUUAUGGCCAAGCAGUUGUAUGACGAGAAGCAGCAACAUAUUGUCCACUGUUCUAAUGAUCCUCUUGGAGAACUAUUUGGUGUACAGAGCUUUUCUGUAAAAGAACCCAGGAGGCUUUAUGCAAUGAUAUCCAAGAAUUUAGUAAAUAUUGGUUCUCAAGAUUCAGCUGAUGGUGCAUUGUCUGGAAAUGAAAUUUGUAGUGUUCCUGAGAAACAAAAUGAUCAAAAGCUGUUGGCUGCAGAAGAUAAACUGACAUCCCCAGAUUCUGACUCUAAACCAAGUAACUCAUCCCAGAGGAAAAGUCAUGGUGAAACAGAGGAAAAAUCUUCAUCUGAUUCUCCUUCAGAUCAGCAAAGAAAGCGGCAUAAGUCAGACAGCAUUUCACUUACCUUUGAUGAAAGCCUUUCAUGGUGGGUGAUAAGCGGUUUACGGUGUGAUAGAAAUAGCGGCGAAUCAACAGAUUCUUCUAUUCCUGAUGUUGAUAUACGAACGGCUAGUGAAAACUCUGAUUGGUUAGAUAAUGCUUCAGAUUCUGAUCAAUUCAGUGUUGAAUUCGAGGUUGAGUCUGUAUAUUCUGAUGAUUACACUCCUAGUGAAGAUGAACAGAGGCUAACUGAUGAUGAUGAAGAUGACGAUCUCAAUGAUGAGGUAUAUCAGGUUACUAUAUACCAGGCUGAAGAUAGCGACACAGGUUCAUUUUAUGAUGAUACUGAAAUUUCGGAAGCUGAUUAUUGGAAAUGUUUGGAAUGUGACGAAAUUAAUCCUCCUCUUCCAAGUCACUGUCACAGAUGUUGGUCUCUACGUAAGGAUUGGCUUCCUGAUAAAAAGGAAAGAAAACUUCCCCCCUUAAAAAGGAAAAGGUCUGAAGAAGCCGAUGACGAGGAUGGUUUUGAUGUUCCUGAUUGUAAGAAAGGUAAAUUGUCAGACUCACAAGAUUUUGUUGCUGAAAAAAAGGAAGAUGACGCUGCACAGAGUUCAGAAUCCCAGGAAACUGAAGACUUUUCUCAACCUUCCACAUCUGGUAGCAUUGUUUCCUGUAGUCAGGAAGACCCCAAAGAAAUUGAACGGGAAGAAAAUUUAGAAACUACCCUUCCAAUUACAAGCAUUGAACCAUGUGUGAUUUGCCAGACAAGGCCAAAAAAUGGCUGCAUUGUUCAUGGGAGAACAGGCCACUUAAUGGCAUGCUUCACUUGCGCAAAGAAGCUUAAAAGAAGGAAUAAACCUUGUCCAGUAUGUCGGCAACCAAUUCAAAUGAUUGUGUUAACUUACUUCAGCUAGGGGCCAACCAUCCUAAUGACUUUGAAACUGAAAACACAAACUAUUGAAAGUCUUAGGACAUACCUAGCAUUAAGCAGGACUUCUCACAAAAUAUUUAAAAAUAUAUACAUAUAUGUACAAAUGGGACAGCAUAUAAAUGAGAACACAACAUAUGGAAAACCUCUUACUAAUCUCAUUUUUGUCAGGGUCUGUGCAUUUUUUGCAGAACACAAGUUAAAACAAUGCUCUAAAGUUCAGCAAUGUGGCUUGAAACUAUAUAGUUUUUAACUUAUUCCUGUUAAUUUGUGUAUUGCCUUGCUUAUUGUGUGCAUUUAAAAAAUUAACUGAAUUUAUAUGCACAAUAGGUCUACAGAAUUCUGAAUGACUUGUUCACUAUGGUUGCUAGUGUAAAUUAUUUGCCCCCCAAAAAAAUCUCUAUAAAUGAGGUAAACAUAUAUUUAUUCCCAGAUGCACUUGCUUUUUAUUAUAUAUUUAAUUAAAAAAAAAUCUCAUAUUUUACUCCAUAUUGUAGUGCUGAAUUUUCCUUCUCAGCUUACUAUGGUUCAUCGCACUAAACUUGUGAAGGGGGACAUUUAUAAUUCUGCUAGAUGCUUCAGAGAAUUUGUGUAACAUCUUGGAAUGCAAUGGUACUGUGCAUUGUUUAACAAGUCUGCAGAUUGUAGCUACCUCUUCUUUUUUUUUCAUUGUUAUUUUGUGCCUGAUAGUAUGUGAUCUUUUGCAUUUACAUUUUGCUUGUAUAUCCAAAGUAAAGAAUAAUUUAUUAACUGAGAUAUUAUACAUUAUUAUUAUUAUUAUUAUUAUUAUCGGUUAUUUGUAGAGCGCCAACAGAUUCCGCAGCGCUAAACAUGCUUUAGUUUUGAGUGCUAUCACAAUAAAUGUAAUUCUAUAGAUUUUUUUUUUUUUUUAAGUUAAUGGGCAACCAUGCCACUUUUUUCCUUUGUACAUUUUUCUUCUAUUUUGAUAAAAAGAAAUAUGUAAACUAAAAUAGGUGAUUUUAUAACUUAUCUAGUCUGACGAAAAAAAUCUAAAAAUUCAGCUUUAGAAUGAGAUUCAAACAAAAUAGAGCCAAGAAUAUGCUUUGUGGAGGGGGUUCUUUAAUAUCUUUGGCCAGGAACUCGCAAAUAAAUUUCUUUACACUUGACAGUGUUCUCAAAAUCUUACUUGUCCCUUCUAAAUUUCUUUUUCAGGUUAAAAAGUUCUUGAAUCUUACCUCCCCUUCCAGGUGUAUUUUUUUUUUUUCUCUUUUUUUUCCCCAAGACCUAUAUAGAGGUAGAUUCCACAACCAACAUUUGUAAUGGCAAAGAAAAAAUAUUUUAAUGUUUUUUUUUUUUUUUUUUUAUAUGAUUAGAAUUAGUGGCUUUAUAGUUUAAAAAAAUAAUCCUUAAAUUAUUUAUAAAUUUUUGUUUAGUGUAAAUAUUUAUCCUUUUAAAUGAUUAGAGGUGUUAAAAUCUUUGGUGCUUAUGUAAAUUUAAUAUGCACCAUUAAAAAGAAAAAAAAUACAGUAUGCACUCUUCAAAUAAUAAUGAAUAUGUAGGUUAACGAUACUUCUAGUAUUUUAUGCAGUGUAUUUUUGUAAAUGUUUUAAUAUUUAAAUAUUUCAUACGAUUUGCUAUGAUAUUCAGUUUUUGUUAUAACGAAGUUUACAGAUUCCACUAAGUGCCUACAUGUUUCUGCUUUAAGUGGUUUCCUCUUAGCACCUUGUUAUUGAAGACUCAUUUGUAAUGUGAACAGUACCUAUGUUCUAGGAGUUGAAUUGUACUGCAUCCUUGUUAUAUGUAGAACAUUUGACUGAAAUGCACUGUAUAUAAAACUAAAAUGUUAUUUUGUGUAUUUAACUGUAAUUAAAAAAACAUGUAAAGACUA